Molecule: messenger RNA, 1986 nt
Organism: Cucurbita maxima (winter squash)
Lineage: Eukaryota; Viridiplantae; Streptophyta; Magnoliopsida; Cucurbitales; Cucurbitaceae
Product: EIN3-binding F-box protein 1-like
Exons: 2
Coding region: 1-1851 (616 amino acids)
Biological process (GO): SCF-dependent proteasomal ubiquitin-dependent protein catabolic process
Cellular component (GO): SCF ubiquitin ligase complex
Molecular function (GO): protein binding
Source: RefSeq, a predicted model, not a curated record
AUGGGAGAUGAUAAAUUCUUUUCGGGUUGUUCGUGUCACUCGAGUUCUAUGGUGAAUUUGAGCUGUUUUAUGCCCAUUUCUUCUCGUUUGGAUGUGUAUUUUCAACCCACCAAAAGGGCAAUUGAUGAUCUUCCUGAUGAGUGCCUCUUUGAAAUCUUUAAACGUUUGCAAACUGGGAAAUCAAAGAGCUGUUGUGCUUGUGUGUCCAGGCGGUGGCUUAUGCUUCUAAGCACCAUCCGCCGGGCUGAAAAUGGCAACAACUCAUCUGGGUCCUCAAAGUCUGAUGAUACUGAAAUGAGCAGUGGUUGUAAUAAUGGAUAUCUAACAAGAUAUUUGGAGGGGAAGAGAGCAACAGAUACAAGACUUGCUGCUAUUGCUGUAGGAACCAGUAACCAUGGGGGAUUAGGGAAGCUUUCUAUUAAAGGGAUGAACUCCAUAUGUGGAGCUACUAAUGUUGGUCUUACAUCAGUAGCCCAUGGUUGUCCAUCGCUUCGAGCGCUCUCUCUUUGGAAUAUCGCUUCCAUUGGCAACGAGGGCGUGCUGGAGAUAGCUAAAGAAUGCCAUUUGUUAGAGAAAUUUGAUAUAUGUCAAUGCCCUUUGAUCACCAACAGGGCUUUGAUAGCAAUAGCUGAAGGCUGUCUGAAUUUGACUGUUUUAAGUAUUGAAUCUUGUCCAAACAUUGGGAAUGAGAGUCUGCAAGCUAUUGGAAGGUCAUGUUCUAAGCUGCACUCCAUCUCUUUAAAGAAUUGUCCGCUGAUUGCGGAUUGUGGCGUUUCGAGUUUGAUUUCGUCUGCUUCGUGUUCUUUGCAUAAAGUGAAGCUUCAGGCCUUGAAUAUCACUGAUUUCUCUCUUGCUGUGAUUGGACAUUAUGGAAAGUUUGUCACCCAUUUGACCCUUUGCAGCCUCCAAAAUGUGACCGAGAAAGGGUUUUGGAUGAUGGGGAAUGCUCAAGCUUUGAAGCUAUUGAGUUUAUUGACAAUAACUUCCUGUCAAGGAGUUACUGAUGUGAGCCUUGCAGCCAUAGGCAAUGGAUGUAAAAGCUUGAAGCAGAUAUGCUUUAGAAAGUGCUGCUUCAUUUCUGAUGAUGGACUUGAAGCCUUCUCCAAGGCUGCAAGAACACUAACAGGCCUUGAAUUGGAGGAAUGUAACAAGAUCACGAUAUCGGGUAUCGUCGGUUCAUUGACGAACCAUGAACCAUAUCUGAAAUCUUUAGUACUUGUUAAGUGCGCAGGAAUCAAGGAUACAGCACUGCAGUUUCCCCUGCUCUUUCACGGCUCGUCUCUUCGGAGGCUAUCGAUACGCCAUUGUGCAGGUUUUGGUGCUGCUGCAAGCCUUGUCACAAUUGGGAGACAAUGCCCUCAGCUUCAGCAGCUUGACCUUGUGGGGCUCUAUGGUUUAACAGAUGCAGUGCUGCUUCCUUUACUAGAGAGCUGUGGAGGACUUGUGAAAGUGAAUCUCAGUGGCUGCUUGAAUUUAAAUGACGAAUCAGUUCUUGCCUUGGCUAGACUCCAUGGAGCAACCAUUCAGCUGCUUAAUCUUGAUGGGUGUAGGAAGAUCACUGAUAAGAGCUUAGUGGCAAUAGCAGACAAGUUAGUAGUUCUUAAUGAGCUACAUGUUUCGAAUUGUGCAGCCUCGGAUCACGGGCUCCACGCGCUUGCUCGUUCAGAGCAUGUCAAUCUGUUAGUACUCUCAUUGGCUGGCUGCUGUGGGAUAUCAAGUAGAAGCUUGGCUUCUCUUGAAAGAUUGGGGAAGACUCUGGUGGGGUUGAACCUCAAAGGUUGCAGCUCUAUCAGCAGCAGCUCAAUUAAGGCGCUUGUAGAGAAGUUGUGGAGCUGUGACAUCCUCGUAUAAACAAGAGACCAAACAGACCAUUUUGUUCAAGCUCUCUUAACAUGAAUGCUUGUUUCUAUCUGGGUUUUUACUGAUCUAAAUGAACCAAAUUACUAUAAAUCUAAGUCGCCAAAAGCCAAGCUCUGGUCUUGGUUG